CGGUAAUGGUAAACUACUGAAACGUGUCUCUGUGGAGACAGAUAGCUUCUCCCAAGCAGGACCGAAGCUGAUCGCAGAUCGGAGCGAUCAGGGUGGGUUUGAGCCCGCUGUCACACACACGGGCUACACUCCGCUCACCGCGUUUGCCGUAAACGCAGAUCGCCCGGCCAUCAAUGGGAUUACUAUUAAACAUUUCACAUUGUGUUUUUAAGAUAGAAUACGUAGUCGCCUAGGCUGUCUGAAGGUCAUAAAGUGUUGCACCGAGACAGGAGCACUAUAUUUGCGAAUUGCCCUUCUUCGUUAGAUCUGCAAACGCCGGACGACCACAAGCCAUACAGAGAGCCUGAAGUAUAGCCAUGGAGAGAGAGUAGAAGACGUUUUGGUGGCUGGAAGCGGUUGAGGAGAAGAGAAGCAAAAUCGAGGACCCCCGCGGCGACAGGAGGGGCCGGGUUGGGACGACCUCGCAUCGGACAGAGGGACUGGAUGACCUCCCUGCCGGCCGGCCCCACCGGCUCUCGCAGAGAUGGCCUCCAACUUCAACGACAUCGUCAAGCAGGGCUAUGUACGCAUGCGCAGCAGGAAAUUAGGGAUCUAUCGCCGCUGCUGGCUGGUGUUUAAGAAGUCGUCAAGUAAAGGUCCCCGGCGUCUGGAGAAGUAUCCUGAUGAGAAGUCGGCCUACAUCCGGGCCUGCCCUAAGGUGACGGAGAUCAGCAACGUGAAGAACGUGACACGGCUUCCACGGGAAACAAAGCGCCAGGCCGUGGCCAUCGUCUUCCCAGAUGACACCUCACGCACGUUCACCUGCGACUCAGAGUUGGAAGCUGAGGAGUGGUUCAAGACCCUGUCCAUUGAGUGCCUUGGGACCCGCCUCAAUGACAUCAGCCUUGGCGAGCCAGACCUCCUGGCAGCAGGAGUUCAGUGUGAGCACACCGAGCGCUUCAAUGUGUUCCUGUUACCCUGUCCCAAUCUGGACAUCUACGGGGAGUGCAUGAUGCAGAUCACCCACGAGAACAUCUACCUGUGGGACAUCCACAAUCCUCGCACAAAGCUGGUCACCUGGCCCCUCUGCUCCUUGCGGCGUUACGGCCGCGACGCCACCCGCUUCACCUUCGAAGCUGGAAGGAUGUGCGACAGUGGUGAGGGCCUCUACACCUUCCAGACACGAGAAGGAGAGCAGAUCUACCAGAGGGUCCACUCUGCCACGUUGGCCAUCGCCGAGCAGCACAAGAGGGUCCUGAUGGAGAUGGAGAAGAACAGCCGGCUGCUGUCGAAGAGUUCAGAGGCGGGGUCCUACCCAUGCACGCCCACCGCCAUCCUGCCUCGCAGCGCCUUCUGGCACCACAUAACUGGCAGCUCCACCAACGGUGAUGUGUUCAGUAGCUCACAGACGGAGCCAGAAACAGACCAGCUUCCCGGGCGUCUGCCCCCUGAACGCCAAAACGCAGUCCCCAUCAGCCACAGCCGGCAUGGUCCCGACCAGUACCGCUCCUACCCUGGCCAGUGAGGGGUGCUGCACAUUCCUCCCUCCUGAUGUUUAAUCUCCCUUAUGUCUGUUGGGCUGGGACCUCAUUUUCAUCUCUUCAGGCCCCCCACUGAUCCAGGGAGGCAAUGGUGGAGGUGGGUGAGAACCCGACACACACACAGGAAGAAUUUCUUUUUGGCCACGGAGGAUCGACGAGACUUGCACACUCCUUCCGUGAGGAACUCCAUCUCCCAGCAGCCCUCAGAAAGAAGGAAGAAAAAGGGGGGUGGUUUUGAGACUCGUGGACCUUUGUGUUUCUGUUGUUUUGGACACAUUUUCGUGAGCUGCUCUAUGCAUGGCCCCCUUGGCAAGAAACAAAAUGACCGUGUGGCAUAUGUGAGUGUGUAGGGGUCCCUCAACUAGACAAGCCCAAUGACAUCAUAUUGUUGGCGAAAUCUGCCUUUAGAGAGAGAUCACCCAUACCCACCCAUCUUUAUGGGCAAGAAAAUUAAACAGUCUAGAAAUUUUUAUGGCGAGUGCAGCUGUGAAGCAUGAAACCAAGUCUGCACUCCCUGUGCUUGAACCCAUAACCUUAAUCUAGCGCACAAAUGAUGGGCCUUAUAGCAGCGUUUCUGCUCCUGGAAAUACACGACGAUAUAAGUGCCGGUGAAGACGGCGCGAGCGUGCGCGUGACGGCCAGCCUUGUACAACGAGAGAGAGAGAGAGAGAAGAACGUCUUCCUCAGACAAGGAAGAGGGGGAUCGAGCAAACAGCAUCUUUCUUUUGUAGGCAACAAAGCAACCAGACAGCUAGAUGUUUCCUUGAGUUGAGUCCGUUUCGGACGGAUGAGAAAACAAGAUAUUGCAUUCACUGAGACAAACGCCUUUGGCUGUGUUCCUUCUUGCUUUAUCAUGCUGCUCUUCGGUGAACCACAGACAGACCUCUCCUGGGAACUGCAACUGAGAAUGCUUCCUCCAUCCCUUCAUCUCUUCCUCUGAUCGGGGUGCCUCUGUGUUCAUGGACAAAGGCUUUUCUGUCAGCUGGUGAAACAAACCAUGAAAAAGCUUCUCUGGACCAGUGGUUGCAUUACUGUCUAGCAUCAUUUAAAAAAACAAACUAACAGAGAGGAACUGAAAGACUGAAAAAGUCGGAUUACAGCAGCGUGCAACUUAAAUUAUUUUUUUACUCAUCCCCAUUUUUAAAAAAAUCUUUUCCAUUUCUGAAUGAAAAAACAACACAGUUUUGAAGUUUGUUUUUCUAAGCAGUUUUUUUCUUCACAAAAGGGUAAUGCUGACUACAAAUGUCUGUGGGUAUUGGUUUAUCGUUACCUGUGCUUUGAAUUUUAAUGGUAGGUCCGGUUAUGCACUUGCGUGUUCUUAACUGAAAGUUUGCACUUGGGGAUGAUUUUAAACAUUACUUUUUUAGAUAACUCAGGAGAAAAUAGGUCUUCUAUUUGAGACAUUGUGUUUUUUUUACUUACUUUGGGGGAUGCAGCAUUGUUGGAAUAACUUUUCUGGGUCUGGAUAAGAGGGGUACCUCCCACGUUUCAUCUACCUGUCUAUCUGUCUAAGAGGAUUUUAACAUCAACUGAAUUGCUAGGGUUGGCAAAGUCAUCCCACGUCAGGUGGGCCCACAGUCAGGGGUCUGUUCGGGGUCCACUGCAUGUAGCACACAUCCCUUACAGAAGUCUACGUCUCAAUAUGAAACUGAUACAACGUCUGCGGUACAGGGUCUGAGUCUCUACCCAGUGCUACACUCACACUCCGUGACCGUCUUGAGUCUGCUAUGUUCAGAGGCUUGAUGUCGAGCAUUCUGUAGUCAGAUUUCUAACUGCUCUGUAACACAUGGUAUGUCUGUCAUAUUCAAGUGGGUGGCUUGCUGCAAAGUGAUCUAUUUUUUGUACUAUGAGCUGAGAUGGGGAAGAGACUCUUCACUCUUAAUGAAUCUGUGUGAAGUCUUAAAUCUCGUUGAUAUUCCUGUUCAUCCCUCUUGGCGCCCAGUUUAAAGCUUGCAUUUUAUUAACAGUUAUUUAUUGUCAUAAUUAAUGGAAAAACAGUUUUUUCUGCAGAAAAAAAUAUAUUUACACGUGUUGGGUGAGCAUGUUGCUCGUGCAGAGCUGGGUUCAAGGGCAUAAAUUUGGAUAUGGAUGGUAGGGACAUGUCCUACCAAUGUGGGAGUACUGUUUGUAUUUGGGGGGGGGGGGGUUCGGGGCUGUUUUGGUCCCAACCGUUGUUGAAACCAAACGUAGACACUUGGCUGGAUUGGUUUUCAGCUCUAAUGGGGAUGGCUUGGCGUCCUUAAGGAACGUUCCUGUACUGGUUCCUGUACUGGUUGCCCCCAGGGAUCCGUUGUUCUGUUGGUCUGCAGCGUGGAAGACAUUUAUGUGUGAGACCUGUUAUACGAUUCAAUACAUACGAGUAUGUGUAAUUUAAUGUUAUCUAUAAGAAGGGCUAAGCUUUUGUUGAACACAUCCCUAACAUAUCUAAGCUUAUGUUGAACAUGUUUUUCCUCUGUGUUGUGUAUUUAUAACCUGGGUUGACCAUUGUACAUAUAGCUAUUUAUUUCUUUGUUUUGUGCAGGUGUUACAUAGAGAACCCUAACCCUCCAAAUCUGUGCGUGUGAGUGCGUCUGUCUGUCUUUGGGUAACAAUAGGGAAUGUUAGGAGAAAAGCCAAGGUACCUCCUCUUGUUUUAUAAAACAUGCUUCAGGCAUGCUGGGAAACACUGUUAACAGAUUGUUCUGGAUUCACCUUUGUGUAUCUGGGGUGUCAAGACCUGUGAGAGGUGAGAAGACUGUGCCCAUCCCCCCUUUCAGGGGACAAUGGCCUCGGCCAUCUUUGGGCGGGAUUCACAAACUGAGAGAAACAACGAAUAUUAAACAAAGAUGGGCAAUGCUAGAGUAGCUUCUACAGCAGAGCACAAGUAGCUAAAGACCCUGGGGGGGUGAGAAUUUCUCAUUUUAAUUUCUCAGCCGUCUGACUGCAGCCCAUUGGUCAUUGCAAGGUGUGUGAAUUAACUAGCAGGUAACAAAUGGGGCUUUUCUGUCAAGGUUUUAUUUUCUGCCUUAAAGCUGCUGUUUGCUUUUUUGGGGCAUCGGUACACAGAUAAGAUUAAGUUGUGAUGUAUGUUUAAGGUCUAAAGACUUAUACUCUAUGACAGAUAGCAUUUAUAUAGACAUAUUGGACCCUGGUGGGUAUAUUUGAAUGGGAUAAAUUGAACUGGAAGCCACAUUUGCCCCUGGUUGGAAAACAGCUAUAGCUAUCGGAACACAGCAUAUCUGUUUUAUGACUUUUUACCUAUGCUGAGUUGCAUAAAUCUCUUUUUUUCCCCCUGUCCUUUCUACGCACAGUCGUCUUUCAUGUGGUUUACUGUGCAGCUCAAAGAUGGGAAUAGCAUGGGGUAUACAAAAAAACACCAUUUUUAUAGCUGUACUGGCCAAUGUUGCUUUGCGGUGUUUAUGUCUUCGUAGGGCGACAAAAGAUCUUUAAAAAAAUAUAUAAUACAUUUUUCUAACAUGCAGGCUGAGUAGUUCUGCGCUCUGGUAAAGUGGCUCAGUACAUUUGGAACACCCCAGACCUUUACGGCCAUAGAUACCACCCGCUUCUUUCAUUCCCAACUAAAACAUGAUGCUACCUUCUCAAAUCACAUUGUUGUUAUAACAGUCUCGAUGCAGUGAUGUUUGUUGUUUGGCUGUUUAAAUCAGUACGCCAGUGUCCAGCUGAUGUGUCAUCUAUUCCCGUGGAGACCAAUAGAGUACAUAGACGCCACGUUUCACUCCUCUAGGUCCUAAGCAACAACAGUCUAUGUGGAUCGGAGCAAUUCAUGAAAUUGAAUUAUUCUGUAAAGUUAAAAAAAAUACUUUGAAAAAUACAGCCAGAAAAAUAUGUUGCUUACUGCAGCUAAAAUUUCUUUUUGCAGUUAUGUGUACGGUCCUGUAGUUUCUGGAGUUCAGAAACAUCACUUUCACUAUAUAUGAUGUUAUCCUUUAUUACAUCAUUUUUCAACGUGUCCUAUGACUCAUGUCCAUAUUAUUACACUUUGAUAAUGCAAAAUAAGACAGUCGUACUAGCUGAAUUUUUCAAGUAGAUUAUAAUACUUACUUAAAAAAAAGUAAAAUAAACGCAAAAGCCAUCAAUGGAUGUUUAUCUUCUGCUCAUUCAAGCUUUUGCUGUUUUUCUUUCUGUCUGGGUCCCUUCCAGUUUAGAAUUGAAAUUCACACACUGACCACAUCAUUCACAGUGGUGGCUGUUUACAUCAGAUAACUUGUCUCACGUAAGCAUGAAAAUGCAGAAUAACAGGGGAAAUAAAACCUAAUAGUCUGAAAAGCAGAAAGCGAAAACUCUCAGACUGUCUGUAUCGCGUUCUUAUAGAAUUCCUUUAAAACAAUAUUUAAAAUGUCAAGAUCAUUGACUAAAUAUUUAUUUUACAGCUUAUGUUGCACAAGGCAUAAUGGGACUUUGGAAUAAAAGGGACACUCUGCUAGUCGCGGUCUGCUUGGUUAGCUCACCAGUGUGAGAGAAAGCUAAAGAGCAUGUUGGCAUAGAGAUCACCUUGCAUGCAUUGAGUUAUAAAACGCUGUGUGUGUCAUGUAAUGUUUGUGGUACAACAUUUUGCAGUUUUACAAUAAAAAAGAUGUUUUUUUUUACAGUAAAA
Paramormyrops kingsleyae is the source of this 6114-nucleotide messenger RNA. RefSeq names its product docking protein 4-like. NCBI's taxonomy places the organism in Eukaryota, Metazoa, Chordata, Actinopteri, Osteoglossiformes, Mormyridae. Gene Ontology annotation, biological process: cell surface receptor protein tyrosine kinase signaling pathway. The record is from RefSeq and is a predicted model, not a curated record. Gene Ontology annotation, cellular component: cytoplasm.